Brassica napus (rape) is the source of this 1207-nucleotide messenger RNA. Its product is annotated as E3 ubiquitin-protein ligase KEG-like. Bases 53 to 664 code for a protein of 203 amino acids. Lineage: Eukaryota; Viridiplantae; Streptophyta; Magnoliopsida; Brassicales; Brassicaceae. The record is from RefSeq and is a predicted model, not a curated record. The transcript has 3 exons.
UCAUCUGACUAGAUAAACUCUUGCAAAACAGAGACAUUCCUUGCUUCGUGGUAUGCUCUGUUCUCUUUGUAGGGUUGUCAAGAACAAAGUCAUAACCUUUUGUGGAAUUUCACCCUCCUCCAUUGUUAUGUGGAAGCUAGCUUCAAGAUCCAUCAAAGAAGGCUUUACAUCAAAAGGAGAAGAUGCUGUCACAGAACAGAGAACGAAGGAAGAAAGACUGGAGUGUCCCAUUUGCUGGGAACCAUUCAACGUAUUUGAGAAUGUUCCUUACGUCUUAUGGUGUGGUCAUACCAUCUGCAAAGAGUGUCUCUUAGCUUUCCACCGUGCCGUUGUGAUCAAAACCUCAGGUUUUCCUCUCCACCUCCCCUUCUUCGUUACUUGCCCAUGGUGCAAUAUGCUCUCUUUAAGGCUAGUACGUAAUGGAACCAUCAAGUUUCCUUCCAAGAACUAUUACCUUCUAUGGAUGGUCGAAACCAUGAACUGCUCUCGCAGUGACAGCAGAAGGGUCACUUCAGGGGAGAGAGAUACGAAAGAGAGGUGUGAUGGAGUGAGUAACACCGCUUCGGAUGUGACCAGAGGAUACUUGAGAACUGGGAGAUCGCUUCAUGGCUAUAUAUCAAUGAGAUUCUGUGAAGAAAGAAGAAAGAUUUACAUUUCUCUGUAACCUGGUGAAGACAAACCGUUGAAGAGCUUGGCUUUACCAUAUCUUAACCAACAUAGCCAGAACUUCCUUCAUGUUUGGUCUUGAUUGAGGACGAUCCACGGUAUACUACACAUCGACCUUUAGUAGCUCAAUCAUUCUGAGCUCCAUACCCUGGUGAUUGGUGAGCCUUUGGCUGUCACGUUUCUUGUCAUUACUCAUCUCUCUCAUUCUACCAUACACUCUUUUAUCCAUCAUCAACAGCUCUUCUACCUGUCGCUUGUUCCAUUGUCAUUACACUGUAGCUGUAGACAUCUCCUCUUGUGGUGGCCUGCCAAGUUUGUCAAGAGCUGCAUACCCGAACAAGAUUUAUAAAAGUCAUCCGGAAGGACAUUGCUGUCAGAGUUCAUAGUUGCAGAUUAAUGGAUGUUAUAUAUUUCUCUGUUUCUAGAUUAUAUAAACAGCAUGUGCUUUGUUUUAAGUCAAGUUGUAUAAACAGAUGAGGAGAUUUUUAAUCCAUUAAGCUGCACAAUUUUAUAAUUAAAAUUUUAGGACUAUCUUCUUUCA